Messenger RNA from Pocillopora verrucosa, 2465 nucleotides. Its product is annotated as solute carrier family 35 member F5-like. Gene Ontology annotation, cellular component: membrane. The record is from RefSeq and is a predicted model, not a curated record. Lineage: Eukaryota; Metazoa; Cnidaria; Anthozoa; Scleractinia; Pocilloporidae.
CGUAAUGAUACCAUAACAGAGUAACCCGAAAACCGAUGAGGGUAGUCUUGCUAUAUUUUUCGUUAAAAAAAGGUCAGGGCUCUUUCAAGGAAUCACUUGGGAAAUCGAAGUUGAAGAAGCCUGCUAGUUCGCAUCACAAUCGUGAAUCGCAGGGUCAUCGAGGGAUAUUAGGACAUUUUCGAAUUUCAGAUGGGUUCGAACUGUCUCUGUUGUAGCUAUUUACGGAGUUGUGGAAGGUCUUUAUGCCAUUUUAUCCUAUCACAAGAGGAAGGAGUACGACGUAAACGCCGUUUGAUUUGGGGAGUGAUCGUUUUGCUUAUUGUGGAUGUGAUUUGGGUCGGCUCAGCAGAGUUGACUGAUUUUAUCUUCAAAAGUGAAGGAUUUAACAAGCCCUUUUUCACCACAUAUGUCAAGACGUCAUCUUUUAUGGUCUAUCUCACUGGAUUCCUUUUUUAUGAGCCUUGGAGAAUACAUUGUAAAAACUGUAAUGACACAACUAAUGUAUCAGGAUCAGAUGUGAGCCAAACUGGAGAAAGCUCAUCACUUUUAGGCUCUUCUGACUCAUCACCGGCUCCCGAACCACACAUGAACGAGCCAACUUUUGAGCAAAUGACAGAUGAUGAGCGCACCAGCGGAGUUGAUAUGGUUUCUAGUAAUUCAUAUGAAAUAAUUUCAAAGCCUAGAAAAGUAACCUUCAACAGUGUGAGAGAGGUGCGUCGGUUAGCAGACCAUGUUGGGGAACAGGCCUGGAGUGCACGACGGCCAUAUCAGGCUUCACAAUUACCAAGCCAUAAGUUUCCUCUUAGGAAAGUGGCUAAAGUGGCUUUAAUCUUUUGCUUUUUGUGGUUCAGUGCUAACUGCAGUUACCAAGUGGCCAUUUCCAACACAUCACCAGCUGCUGUCAAUAUUUUGUCCUCUUCAUCAGGACUCUUUACACUCAUUUUAGCAUCUAUAUUCCAGAGUUCAACUUCUGACAAAUUUUCAGUAACAAAGCUUGUUGCUGUUCUAAUGAGUGUUACUGGUAUUGUGCUGGUUACACUAGCAGACUCUAGAAAAAAAGGGGAUGGAAUCAGUGUUGGAGCAUUAUGGGCCUUGGCCAGUGCAUUCUUGUAUGCUUGUUAUUUAACAAUGAUAAAACAUAAGGUUCCCAAUCAGAAGCAGAUGGACAUUCCCAUGUUCUUUGGUCUCGUUGGAUUGUUUAAUUUCAUUCUUCUGUGGCCUGGAUUUUUCAUUCUCAACUAUUGGAAAGUUGAGCAAUUUAUGCUUCCUCCAGAGCCAACUGUUUGGGGCUAUAUUACUUUGAAUGCCCUCAUUGGAACAGUUCUGUCAGAAGCCUUGUGGCUUUGGGGCUGUUACUUGACGUCAUCAUUAACAGCUACACUUUCUUUGGUUUUGAUCUUACCACUGACCAUGAUCGUUGACGUGUUCAUGAAGAGAGUCCAUUUCUCAUGGAUGUUCUUUUUGGGCACUAUACCGGUUUUUUUGUCAUUUUUCGCUGUGAGCUUUUUAACCCAUUACGGAGAUUGGGACCCAAUCUGGAUUGGAGUGAAGAAACUCGCCAAUAGCCAGAGGCAGCUUGUUAUUGGGAGAUUGGAUGCAGAGCAAACAGAGAGCUUGAGAAACGCUUCUGUUCAUGGAGAAGAGAACAACAGAGGGGAUGACUUAGAGACCUAAAGAGCUUUGAAAGGGAACAUUCCCUCCUCCUAGGCCCCCUUCCCUGCUCCUAUUUCCGACAUCUGACUCAUCCCCAGUCCUUCUCAAAGAAGGCUACACGGGCAGGAUAAGAGCACGAAGUGUGAUUGAUAGGGAGAAAACGAAAGAGGAAGAAGUUUCUUCCCAUUUCUUGUCACCCUUUUUGUCUCACCCAAGUGCCGAAAGGCAUUUUGGGGACGACUAGGGGCGAGUUAGACGGAACAUUGAGCAUGUGCAUAGUGAUAGUCCAAUUAUCCCCCGAAAAUCAGUAUUCAUUUGCAUUUGAAGUAAAUUGUUGAUAUGCUUCUUAGCUAUUCACAAAUUUAAUAAUUCUUGAGUUAGUGACAGAAACUUGGGAUAAUGAUAAUUGUAAUGUUAGUGGCUUUUUACAUGUCAAAUUUAUUAACACAAAAUUACAAAAAUUUUCAAUAUCUUAAGAAUUUUACAUAAAUUAUUUAUAUGUAACUCGUUUCCAAAGUGCUCCUCUUUGAAACGACAGGAGGGAACUUGGGAACGAGUUUGGCUCAUCAAAAUUUUUUUAGACAAAGUUUGACCCUAUUUUUGCAUAGAUUACGUAAGUAUGAAUCUAAGUUAAUUUCAAAUCGUAUCAUUAUUUAAUUAACACCUUGGCGAGAAUUAAGAAUCUGUAACCUCAGGUAAAAUAUUUUUAUGCGAAACAAGUGUCUUGCCGUACGCAACUUGUGAAAUUCAGGAAUUUAUGUACACCAAGAAGGAUCCUCUCUUGGUUUGUAAUAAAUCUAUCCUUUGUGAAA